Molecule: messenger RNA, 3335 nt
Organism: Cygnus atratus (black swan)
Lineage: Eukaryota; Metazoa; Chordata; Aves; Anseriformes; Anatidae
Gene: CFAP96
Product: chromosome 4 C4orf47 homolog
Exons: 9
Coding region: 286-1218 (310 amino acids)
Cellular component (GO): centrosome
Source: RefSeq, a predicted model, not a curated record
GCCGUACCAAUGUAGGGAGCGGGGGGGGGAGGAGGGGUGGCCGCUCUGCCCUAGGCAACCGGUGCCAACAGAGGCGGGCGGAGGGGCGCUGAGGCUGAGGUGGGUGCACGGAGGUCCUGCUCUGUUCCCUCCUCACCCGGCUGCCUGCUUCGCCUCAGCUUGCCUCAGCGAUCCGGCUGGAGCCCCAGCUGGAGGUGUUGACUGCUUAUAGACUUUUGCAGUAGCACAAAUAAACAAGGAUACUUCUACCUUUUCAGUGCAGUACACUGUCACACAGAUCCAGCCAUGCCUGCGGAAGGAAAAAGUGAUAUGGAGAGGAUUGGCCUCUUCAGUGAAAUGGGUUAUGUUACCAUUGGAGAUAAAUAUGUAUCACAUUAUAUGCGCCCUUUUAAUGAAGCUGCGAGCAAGAACAGACAGAUGUUACCUGGGGGUUCCAAAACAUUGUCAGCUCUUCAAGCAGGUUAUUUUGAGCCUCAGUUCCUGAGGAUUUUCGAUGGUGAAGCCUACUCAAACCCUGUUCAGCUAAGGAGACGCUACAGAUUGGCAGAAUCAAAGAAAAAUUUGGGCAAAGCUUUCCUUCCCAGUAAUGGAGACAAAUUGCCAUGUGGAAAGGGCAGCUAUUAUGGAACUAUAGGAGGUCCACUCGCAUCCUUUAGUGCACAACCAAAAGCCAGAGAAAGAUACGUUCCUCCUGGAAAGAAUUUUUAUACUAAUCCAGGAAAAAAAGGAACCGGAUAUGGUUAUGCAAAUCUUACCAUAGGAGAACAGUAUCCACAUGAACCAGAUGGGUAUGAAUUAGGAAAAUUAAAUGCAAAGAAAGCACGAGAAGAACACAAGCGUUUGGUUAAAGGAGGGCCUUUCAAGAUCAAUCUACAUCCCCAGGAUUAUUUUGAUGUGAAUCCUUAUUUUAAUGACAAACCUUUGCCACCUCUGAAGAAACCACCUCCAGAGAAGCCAAUUGCACCACCUUUUAAACCAAGUUCUCCUGCUAAAAAGUCAGGGGGCAUGAAAGGAGGCACAUUUGAUCCUUAUCCAAGCCAUUCUGCUGAUCCUUAUGUAAUUAAAAAAAUUAUGGCUGUCCCAACCAGUAAAGAACAAAAGAUUUUCUAUCCUCCUCCUGGACCAAAAAGCAGACCUGUUACAAGCAUAGUAACUUUAAAUGUCACAAGAUCAAUAAAUGCAAAUAACUACAAGACUGCACACCUGACAUCUGACUAGAUAUCAGCAACAGAAUGAAUAGAGCCUCAAAAGUCUGCAGAAAUGCAUCCAGCAAGGACCAAGUGUUGGCAUUCCUUGAGGAUAAUUGCCAUGACAGUACACACGUGUUUACCUGUUGGAGGUAUUGGGGACUAAAAUCAUCAUCUCUGAAUGCUGUUACAUAAGACGGGCUAGAUCCUCAAAACUACAUUAGCAUGAUUAUAUGGUUUCAAAACUUGACUAUAAGUAUUAAUAGACGUAAGCUUACUUUGUAGAAUAGGGUUUUGGUUUGUUUGGAUUUUUUAUACUUUUCUAUGUAUAUAGUAUAUUUAUAUCUCCAAGGAUAUGUCUUUCAUGGACAAAGGUCUAGUCACACUUAACAAAGUGUUCAAAAGCAAAGAUAAAAGCAAUGAAAAAAAAGUCCAAAUAAAAGCAUUAAAGAAAUAUGGUGAUGGAAACAAAUUAAUUUUACAUGAGGUGAAAAAGGUAAAUGAGAAAAAAAAUGACAGGUCAUAACAUUGUUUUACAUUGAAAAUACAUCAGGAAGGUACAUGUGAGCUUUUUUUUUUUUUUUUUUAAAUAAUUUUAAUAAGGUACACUUUGCCAUUUACAAUGAUUUUCUAUUCCUAAUUAUAUUAUUUGAGAACCUUAUGUUUUAUAUUACUUUUAUACAGAAUACGAAGGGAUUGUAUUAGUAAUACUUCAAGUAGUCUAUUAUUUCCUGUUAUUCAUCAUGCUAUAGGUUGCUCCAGAGUAACAAAAUUAGGUGGUUGGUUUUUAUGUGGGAACAUGUAGUUUGCAAGAUUGGCUCCUAGUCAGCAGCUGUUGCUGGAAGUUAUUUGCUGGGAUUAUUGUCUCUGUUUGCUCUAUCCAGAUUUCAUGGUGUUUUGACAAUUCCUUCUGUCAGUCUCCAAAUGACUGUUUGGGGCUGCUCAGCCUAACGCAAAAGCUUUCUACUGUGUAAAGGUUCCUUGUUCCAGAGCUGCCCUGUGCACAGCAUUAAUUGUUUACCAGAUUUCAUAUAAAAAUCUGUAGAAUACUUUCCAUCUGUUGAAAGUAAGCAUUCUUUUGCCUCGUGUUGAUAUGGUGAACAAUUUAAAGCAUGUUUUACUUUCAUUUAUAACAAUGUUACUAGCUUGCAACUAAUUAUUUAACUUAUUAUUAAUUAUUAUAGUAAUUGCAACUAAUCUAUUAUUAUUUAGUUAGCUCCCAAUGUAUUUUAAAUUAUUGACUUUCCCCUCAUGAAACUUUCUUAGCGAACUUGGCAGGAGUGAAAAAUUCCGUCUGCAUUUAUAACAUCUGUGACCUUUUGGGUAAUUCUAAUUAUUAUAUAAAUGGUGGAAAUGCUUUUUAUAGAACUCAGUGAUUUUCCAUUUCUGCAGACCAACCAAUAUGUGCAAUACUUUUGGAUAGAAAGGAUUUACAUUUGAAGUAAUACCGUACUGCUUUUGGAUAUUUUUUUUGACUUGCCUGGGCUUCAAGGUUUUUAUUCAUCGUUGGACUGCAGCACACUCUAAUGUGACUUACAUGGCAUAUAAUUAUGCUGUAAAUAGUCACUUGAGGUUAAAGAAACUUUCAUGCUGAAUUGUUUGCACUACUGGCACACACACUGAUGGGUCUGGCGCUGAGACUAAAUAUGCAUUAAAAUUAAAUGUAAAAUUUCUGCAGUUAUGGAAAAAAGGCUAUUUUUUUUCCAUAUAUAGAUCAGAGUGAUAAAUGUGCUUGGAUGGAAGAAUUUAAUCUAAAACGUACAUCAUCCCUCCAGUGGUUUAGAAUAUUUGUUUACUAGCAUUGCUACUUUUCUGAGGCUUAUUAUUUAUUGAAUAUAGUCAGUACUCCUGAUUUUCCAAUAAAGGAAAGAGAUACACACAAAAUAGAGAGAUUCACUAUUUAAAUCCAGGAGAAGUAUUUUUUUCUAAUUGCCCAAUGGAGACUGCUUUUCAGAAGGCUGCCAAAUAGCUCUUACUGAAAUCUUGUGAUCUAUUUGUAAGUAACUGCUCUUUUUAGGAAUGCAGCUUUCAUGCACAGGGAUUACUGGAUUACUGUCCUGUCAUGCAUACCUAUAUGGCCUUCUGUACAGCUUUUGUAGUGACUUUGUUCCUCUGCUGUGUCUUCUAUGUGUAUCUUAGCUACUCCAC